Molecule: messenger RNA, 2033 nt
Organism: Trachymyrmex septentrionalis
Lineage: Eukaryota; Metazoa; Arthropoda; Insecta; Hymenoptera; Formicidae
Gene: Pgm2a
Product: phosphoglucomutase-2
Exons: 10
Coding region: 216-2033 (605 amino acids)
Biological process (GO): purine ribonucleoside salvage; carbohydrate metabolic process
Molecular function (GO): magnesium ion binding; phosphopentomutase activity
Source: RefSeq, a predicted model, not a curated record
AGAGACGACUCCGAUUGAUACAGAUUAGAUAACGAUAAGGAGAAAUUUUGUAUUACUGUUAUCAGUUAAAAUUGAGAGAAAGUGAAUUUCGCUGUGGACACAGGGAUAAUUAAGACGCUUCUUCUUAGCAAGGAGAAGUUGUAUUGAUAAAUACAUUGAUUGGAUUCAUUUAGAAAGUAUCUGAUUUGCCUUUGGAUCUGAAUACUGCUGAUACAAUGACUCUCUGUUCAGUGAACACUGGUGAUAGUCAUUUGGAUAAUAAAAUUACUGAAUGGUUGCAAUGGAACAAGGAUCCAAAAGCAAAAGACGAGAUAUUGAAAUACUUGGACAAAGGCCAGAUUAAAGUAUUGUCGAAGUUGUUUCUUAAGAGGCUCGAAUUUGGAACUGCAGGUCUUAGAGGUCGUAUGGGACCAGGUUACAACCAAAUGAAUGAUUUAGUCAUUGUGCAAACUGGUCAAGGAUUAUCGAAAUAUUUGAUGGAUACAAUAUUCGAUGUUAUGCAGAAAGGUGUUGUGAUAGGCUAUGAUGGUCGUUAUAACAGUAAAAGGUUUGCAGAAUUAACUGCUGCAAUUUUCAUAGCCAAUGGUAUUAAAGUUUAUUUAUUUUCCCAAGUUUGUCCUACACCAUUUAUACCUUACACUAUCUUGAAGUAUAAGUGUGCAGCCGGGAUCAUGGUAACUGCCUCUCAUAAUCCUAAGGACGACAAUGGGUACAAAGUUUACUGGGAGAAUGGGGCACAAAUCAUUUCACCGCAUGACAAAAAGAUCCAAAGCUAUAUUCUUAAUAAUCUUAAACCACUUGAAUCCUCAUGGGAUGUAAGCCAAAUCCAUGAAAGUUCCUAUUACAAAGAUCCAAAAGACGAUAUUAUGCGGCAUUAUUAUCAAGAUUUGAAGGAUAAUGUCUUGUAUCCUGAAGUUAAUAGAAAUACUACAUUAAAAUUCACGUACACUGCUAUGCAUGGUGUUGGGCAAGAAUAUAUGACUGCUGCAUUUGAGGCAGCAAACUUUAAGCCAUUUAUAACAGUGGAGGAACAAAAGUUACCAGAUCCAGAAUUUUCCACGGUGAAAUUUCCGAAUCCAGAGGAAGGAAAAAGCGCUUUGGAUCUCAGCAUAAAAACAGCAAAUAAAAACGAUUCGUCUAUAAUAAUCGCUAACGAUCCUGAUGCUGAUAGACUUGCAUGUGCAACGAAGACGGAGAGCGGGGAAUGGCAUGUCUUCUCUGGAAAUGAACUUGGCGCCUUAUUGGGUUGGUGGAUGAUUCACACUUAUCAAGUGAUACAUCCUGAUGUUGAUUUGAGUAAAACAUAUAUGUUAGCAUCUACUGUUUCCAGCAAAAUUUUAGCUUCAAUGGGUAAAAAGGAAGGUUUUAAUUUCGAGGAAACUUUAACAGGUUUUAAAUGGAUGGGCAACAAAGCUAUAGAAUUAAUGAAAGAUAAUAAGGACGUCUUAUUUGCAUAUGAAGAAGCUAUAGGUUUUAUGUGCGGCUCUAAAGUCCUGGAUAAGGAUGGUAUCAGCGCUGGCGUACGUGUAGCUGAAUUAGCAGCUUAUCUUGAAACGAUAGGAUUGACUUUAUCUGAUAAGUUGGAGGAAAUAUAUGAAGAAUAUGGUUAUCAUAUCAAUGAUAAUUCCUAUUGGAUAUGUCAUGAACCAGAUACCAUCAAGAUGAUAUUUGAACGGUUAAGGAAUUAUUCGGGCAAAUCGGAUACAUAUCCAACCGGAAUUCUUAAAGGAAAAUAUGUAAUAACUGGCAUUCGAGACUUAACAACUGGAUAUGAUAAUACAAAACCUGAUAAUAAAGCAGUUCUUCCUGUAUCAAAAUCUAGCCAAAUGAUCACCUUUACAUUCAAAAAUGGUUUAGUUACUACUUUAAGAACCAGUGGCACGGAACCCAAAAUAAAAUAUUACAAUGAAUUAUGUGGGUCGCCUGGAGAGGAUUUAAACAAAUUGAAAUGCAUUCUCAGCGAAAUGGUAUCGGCUAUUGUAGCAGAAUUCCUUCAACCAGAAAUUAAUGGACUUAUCGCUCGUGAGGAAUAA